This is a messenger RNA of Suillus bovinus, 960 nucleotides long. RefSeq lists its product as uncharacterized. NCBI's taxonomy places the organism in Eukaryota, Fungi, Basidiomycota, Agaricomycetes, Boletales, Suillaceae. Bases 1 to 960 code for a protein of 319 amino acids. The transcript has 3 exons. The record is from RefSeq and is a predicted model, not a curated record.
AUGCACAUGGCUCCGAACACACCUACCACUCCCCCCACAUCAUCCUCUAGUACUUGUGCUCCAAUUUCUGCUGCAUCCGCGGUAUUGGACAAGCUGCAGAACUCUCCUGGAGGGUUCUACGCUGCAACACCUAAGCUUGCUUAUCGUGCCGAAUAUUUUCCAGGUGGAUGGGAUGGCAACAUCCUCAUUGCCAAGGGUCGAGACGAUGACCAAGAAUUUAUCGUCCGCGGUGUAUUCCAGAUCAGUCGGAACAAUUUUUAUUUCAUGCCAGAUGCCAACUUUGAUCUGGCGAACAUCUUUCACGGCCGCUUAUCAGAUGUAAAAUUGAGUUGUAGACUCACUGCAGGGCGUAACGACUUGUUCAAGUUUGCAUCAGAAGACUUCCCUGCUAUUCUCGACAAUCUCCGUGCCUUCGAGAAACUCGUUCCCAGCAAAAGAGAUUACGAGACACUCAGUGUCAUCCAUGACUCUCUCGGACACAGAACAAUUAAACUAACUCAUAGCCUCUUCGAAGCUAAGACAACGGACAACGAAAACCAACGCGAUCCUAACGCGAGUGACAAUGACGCAACUGUAGAUAGCAGCCUUGGGUCCGAAUUUAAUAUCGCUACUUGGCCAGUUGCGGAACGGUGUAAAGGUCAUUUGGAGGAUCUUGUAUCCACUCAUGAGAUAUGCCCGUUACCGGCAUACGACAAAAACCACGUUCUGAUCCCACCCCUUCAAUACGAAUCAAAACUCAAAGGUGCACUUGUGGAGGUUCACAUGGCAUUUUGCCAUCAUCGCAUCAACAAAUCAAAGCGCGACAUUUUUAAUUCCAUUCUACGAGAACUCAUUGUACUCUCACCGCCGGCAGCCAUGCCAACCAGCCCCUUCAAACGUCGCCGCCUCAAUGCAGGACCUUCAACAGAACGAACCAAUAAAGGAAAACGAUCAAUCAGAGGAUCCGGGUCUUCACCUUGA